AAUACUCCAGCUUUAUCUGUGUGUAUUUAACACUGUUCUUAUCUAAAAUAUAAAGAUAGAGUACUUCGAUAAUAUAGUUUUAAAUAGAUUAUCAUUUUGACUUUGAACGUUACGUUUAAUUAUUCGAAGAUACAGACGAAAAUAUGGGUUUAAAAUUCGUAAGCAAUUUAUCUUUUAUGUUUCUGGAAGGUCCAAGUUUAAUCGAAAGAUACCAACUUGCUAAAGAGGCUGGCUUCAAGGCUGUUGAAAGUGGUUUUCCAUUGGGUUUCUCUCCGGAGGAAGUAGCUAACGCAAAAAAUAAAGCAAAUAUCGAACAAAUCCUCAUUAAUGUAUUUACAGGUGAUACGUCCAAAGGCGAAUUGGGAUUUGCUGCGAUACCUGGACAAGAAGAGUCGUUUAAAAAAAGCAUCGAAACAACCAUACAAUAUGCAAAAGCAUUAAAUUGUAAAUUGAUACAUGUUAUGUCUGGAAAAGUAAAUAAUCCAACUGUAGACAAUGAUAAAGUUUAUGAAAAAAAUUUGUUGUAUGCUGUAGAGAAAUUUAAAGAAGAAGGAUUAAUAGGUGUUAUCGAACCGAUCAAUAGCAUUACUGUACCAAAUUAUUAUAUGAACAAUUUUUCAAAAGGCUUGAACAUUGUAAAAAAGAUUAAUAGUCCUCAUUUAAAAUUGCAACUUGAUAUUUUUCACAUGCAACAUUGUUGUGGCAAUCUUACGCGUAAUAUUGAAGAGUUGCUUCCUUUCAUUGGUCAUAUUCAAAUAGCUCAGGUACCACACAGACAUGAGCCAGAUACCACGGGUGAGAUAGAUUACAAAUAUAUUCUUUCAUUAUUAGAAAAUAAAGGUUAUCAAGGAUAUAUCGGUUUGGAAUAUGUACCAAAAGCAAAUACUGUCGACGGAUUAAAAUGGAUAACAAAAUUUGGUUAUUCUUUGUAAUGUUAUGAUACAUCUACCUUAUAUACCUGAUAUAUAAUAAUUUUAAAAAAUAUAAUAUAUGUUAUAUUACAA
Molecule: messenger RNA, 1004 nt
Organism: Vespula pensylvanica (western yellowjacket)
Lineage: Eukaryota; Metazoa; Arthropoda; Insecta; Hymenoptera; Vespidae
Gene: Gip
Product: putative hydroxypyruvate isomerase
Exons: 5
Coding region: 144-932 (262 amino acids)
Biological process (GO): glyoxylate metabolic process
Molecular function (GO): hydroxypyruvate isomerase activity
Source: RefSeq, a predicted model, not a curated record